Lodderomyces theae is the source of this 2373-nucleotide messenger RNA. It is a transcript of the gene CTF18, whose product is annotated as Ctf18p. Gene Ontology annotation, molecular function: ATP hydrolysis activity; ATP binding; DNA binding. Gene Ontology annotation, cellular component: nucleus. The coding region runs from base 1 to 2373 and encodes 790 amino acids. The transcript has a single exon. The record is from RefSeq and is a predicted model, not a curated record. NCBI's taxonomy places the organism in Eukaryota, Fungi, Ascomycota, Pichiomycetes, Serinales, Debaryomycetaceae.
AUGAUAGAGGAGGACAUUGGAGGAAGCAUCAAUAUUGAAAAUUCGUUAUUGUUUGCCGCAUCUGAUCCACCUUUGCGAGCAGAUGAAAUUGCAAAUUCUAAUCCAGUUCCUAAGCUGAAGAAUACGUCAGAGCGAUUGUAUGAUCAAGACUUCACGCCUCGAGAGUCGUAUGAUUCCAUUGAACAGGUGGAUUCCAACAACAAAGCUGCCAGGUUGUUUUCUGGUGAAAUCGUUACUCUCGAACGAAGAAUACGCCAUCAAGAACACAUCCGUCCCGAGGACAAGAAUAAACAUUACAUAGAUAUGGACUCCCUUUUUGCAAAAAUUGAACUCAAGAACAAAAUCAAGGAAAACUCCACCAAACUAAAUCUGAAAAUGGAACGUGUCACUUCAAAAUAUAUGCCCUUAUGGACCGAAAAGUAUAAACCACAAAACUUCCUACAAUUGUGCCCUGCAGGGAAUGAAAAGCAGUACCGAUUAAUUAUGCGAUGGCUUCAGAAAUGGUCGCCCUUGGUUUUUGGUGAAAAGGUUAAAGAAACUGAUGGAACUGACUCACUUGGCAGACCACUUCGUAAGAUUUUACUCAUACAUGGGCCACCGGGAGUCGGCAAAACAGUGACUACUCACAUCUUAGCUCGUCAAAUGGGUUACAAUAUUCAAGAGCUAAAUGCAAUGAAUAGUAUGGACACUCUUCCACAAGGAUCUGUGCAAAAUUCUGCUGGGAACAACCCUUAUUCAAAUGCGUCGAAUGCCUUGAAAUUAAAGAUUCAAAAUACGUUGACAUCCAACGCAGUGUCCAAAAAUGGGAAACCUUUUUGUUUGCUAAUAGACGAGUUGGAUUCAUUAGCCAACGUGAAUGAUGUUGUCAAGAUUUUGCAAGACAUUGUGAAUGCUGAUCAACGUGCAUAUGCAAAACAGAGACGCACAAGUGGGCUUGACAACAACGAUCAAAAAAAACCACGAAAGGCGGAUAGAAUUUUGAACAGACCCAUAAUUUGUAUUGCCAAUGACAUUUACUCGCGUCAACAAGGCAAGUUUGGACCGAACCCGCUAGAAAAAAUGAGGGCGAUCUCCGAUGUCGUUACAUUUCGAAAGCCUGCUAUUACGCAAAGAGCCACCGGUGUAAAAGUCAGUGGAAGUGCCAUGAAGUCCGUGAAGGAUUUUUUGAUGUCAGUCAGCGAUAGAGAAAAGUUGGGAUUGGAUUACAAAGACAUCGGUGAGAUUUGCGAGGUAUGUGAUGGAGAUUUGAGAGCAUGUUUGAAUCACAUGCAGUUUUCCGGAAGACGCGUGGCACGUUAUAAUAGCACUAAUAAAGUGUCUGCAGCAGACAAGCACAUUUCUUGGUACGCAAUGGUUGAGGAUGUAUUCAAGAGAGAUUCCCGAUUGAAAAAGGAGGAAAAUUUUAAUGUCCUUUUGCAAAAGUAUAUGGAUGGUGAUGGAAAAUCUAUAACUGGUAGUAUUGACCUGUUUGACAAGUUCAUAAAUGGGGUAUUCAAUAGGUACCUAGAUAUUGUUCACUUGCAGGAUGAUAUCUUAACUCGACCCAGCGAACUUAGUGAUUGGCUUCAUUACCACGAUUUUUUCAACAAUAAUUUUAAUGAUGCAAAUCAGUAUAAUGCGUUAAUAGCAUUGAAGAGCUGGUCGUUACUCAGUGAUUUAAAAAACUACAGCGACGUCAAUCCGUUGAUCCCAAACGUCAAGAACUUGUCAUUUGAGACGUUUGAGAAGUUGAAGGAGAACCGCCAUAAUGCAAGGACUGUGAUUUCAAAUGUCUCUCCUAGCACGCUUUUGGCUUUGGGGAGCACAAACGAUGCUAAUAUGGCCUGCUGCUUUCUCCCUUGUCUUACAAGGCUUCUUACUCCUAGCCUAUCUUCAAAAACCAAAAGCAACUUAAGCUCGGCGGAGAUUGGAAAGCUCCAAAAAGUUGUAAAGUUGAUUGAAACGUUCAAAUUGACACUUGAAACAAAGAAGGAUUAUGAAACAGGUCAAACAGAGUUGAAGAUUGGGCCAGACUGGGAUUCAGUUUCCAUCUUUGAUGCUUUUGUUGCCGGAAGAUCGAGCGUGAUCGAGCACAAGCAGCUUCAACUUAAACGACAGACUUUGUUCCCAUUGAUCAGUGCAGAAUUGGAUAACUUAAGGGUUUCACCAGAAGCCAAAAAGCACAAACUUGACAGUGCUGAAGAGUUUGGAUCAAAGAAAGCAAAACAUGAGGACACAACGUUUAAGUCUCGGUACGACAGUGUCAAGUCUGCCGCCAAGCCCGACAGUGAGACAGCCAAAAGACAAGUGCCUAGAAUCUGGGUCAAUUUCAAUGAAGGUUAUUCGAAUGCUGUUAGGAAAGAAGUUUGUUGGAAAGACAUCUGGUUGCCAUAA